AUGCAUUUACGCAUACCACCCGCAAAUAAACAGAUAGUGAUGUUCUCCUGGCCGAUUCCGGCCACGGCGGCCAAUCUCAUUGAGACUAGCCAACUGCGCAGGAAAUAUUAUAGUGCUCAAGUGUACGCGCAGACACAAGUGCACUCUCUAUUCCUGUCACUCUCAUACUCCGGUGGGACGACUGCUCGACACGACCAG
Brenthis ino (lesser marbled fritillary) is the source of this 198-nucleotide messenger RNA. The record is from the annotation of a GenBank genome assembly. NCBI's taxonomy places the organism in Eukaryota, Metazoa, Arthropoda, Insecta, Lepidoptera, Nymphalidae.